Austrofundulus limnaeus is the source of this 3443-nucleotide messenger RNA. It is a transcript of the gene cspp1a, whose product is annotated as centrosome and spindle pole associated protein 1a. NCBI's taxonomy places the organism in Eukaryota, Metazoa, Chordata, Actinopteri, Cyprinodontiformes, Rivulidae. Gene Ontology annotation, cellular component: centrosome; spindle pole; microtubule. The record is from RefSeq and is a predicted model, not a curated record. Gene Ontology annotation, biological process: positive regulation of cytokinesis.
CGCGCUUCGGAAAAGAGCUCUCUUCAACUGCGGAUACAAUUUAUACAAAUGCUGUGUUUCCCUUUAUAUUUACGAUUAUAGUCGAGUUCUGAACCCAGCGUCGCUCGUGUUUGCAUCAUAUUAAAAUGCUGUUAAAGGUAUGGGAAGUUUUUCGAGGAAAAGCUCAGAAACUUUACAUUUGCCAACUUUGAAGUGCGACACAACAAGGCAGGGUUUGUGUUUUCAGCUGGGAAGUGACUAUGAAAAAAAGAAGCGCAAACUUCUGCAGGAGCUGCAGCUGGACUACAAACAAUAUGUCAACAAGCAGGAACAUUUUCAAGCAUCUGAUGUGAGAAUAACUUCACAAGGUCCACAUCUUCCCUUCCACAAUCCCCAAACUCCYCUUCCUCACAAGGAGCUCCCUGCCUCCAGGAGAGAUGCUGCCACUCUGACAGAGACGGGGGACGCGGGAGGAAGCGCUUGGAGUCUCGGUCCUCCCAGGCGAAGGAGAUGGCAAAUCCAUAAACCGAGAGAGCUCGGCAGCUCCGAGGAGGAGCUGUGCACAGACGAAGAGCAAGGCUUCGAUUUCAGUCGCCGAAGGAGGCAGGACAAAGAGCCUAAAGAGGAGAGGAGAACACAAAAACACAGAGUGGACAGAGACUUUCAGGACCUAUAUGUGAUGGAGGCUCCUGUUCUUUCUCAUCAGAACAACAAGGAUCUKGUUUUGGAGUCUGACAGUAAACACAUCCCAGACAGCAUGAGGACAGCUACAAGAUCCACACCUGUUACCUACAAAGACAAAGCCGAGUCUGCAACCGGACUCAUGAUUGGAGCAACAGAAGACCAGACAAUCAUUCAACUGAAGAAGGAACAGUACAAGCAGGAACUGCUUCGACAAAUAGCUGAACAACAGAGGAACAAAAUAAAAGAGAAACAACUGGAGCUGAAAUUUGCCGCCACUGGACCCACAGAUCCCGAAAAAGAGCCUGACCGAGUAAAGCAGCUCAGGACUGCGAGACGGGAUGCUCCUCACAGAUCUGCAGCAGAUGCUAAAGAUGCUAAUCCUACACAUGAGUACACACAUUACAGAGCUCCUCGAGGGAAUCCCCAGGUGGACUUCAACACAACGCACAGUCAGCWGCCAGGGAGGACUGUUCUUGGUCCUGGGAUGGGAUUAGAGCAAGAUGUCCCACUGUUUGACUACAUCAGUGAGGAUUAUCAUGGAAACUUCACAAGAAUGCCAGGAGAGGUGGCCCUUCCCAGACUGGCUCCUCCUUUUCCUCCCAUAGUCCCAAACAUGUACAAGACUCCGUAUGAUGCAGCUCAUUACUUACACAGAACCAGGAACCCGUUCGAGAUUCAAGAUAACCUGCAGGGCGGGGAUCAGCAGUUCAGGAAGUCUGAGAUCCUGCCUCCAAUCAGAGCCAAUGAAGGAUCUCCCUUCGCAGCUGAAGGGCUUCACGCAGACACGUCCAAGCAGAGGAGGGAGAGUGUCCUGAGGUACCAAGAAGCACUUAAACAGCAGAUCCAGGAGAGAGAGGAGCAAAAACGAAGAGAGAAGGAGGAGAAGGAGCGACGUGACGCAAAGUCCGAGGCUGAGAUGAUGACCUACGACCCCUGGGGGAGAGGUGGAGGAGGCGCUCCAAUUAAAGACCAACAUGGAAACCUCAUCAGUGAUUUGAAACAAAUGCACAUAAUCAAUGAAAACAAAAUGUUGAGUCCAAGAGGAGCUGGUUCUCCUUUUUCUCAUCAGCUCUCAGGGUCCAGCCAUUCUCCACAGCAGCCCCACACUCAGGACAGGUACAAAAAAGAGCUGCAACAACAAAUGGAAGAGAACAGGAGAAGGCGCGCAGAGGAGCAAGAGAAACUAAGGGUUGCAGCGGAGARGGACGAGAAGCGUCUGGAGGAGGAGAGGGCUCGCCUACUGCAGCAGUACGAGGAGGAGCAAAGGAACCAAAAGCUAAAAUAUGUCCAUAAAGUCCAAAUGCAGCAUACAGAGGAGGUUAAAAGCACUAAAGAGCAAAAUAAAACAGUACCUCAGAGCGCCAAGAAACAAGAGGAGAAAACCUCACAGCUUAYUAAUCAGACAGUGCAGAGACAGUCAUCUCCUCUUUUUCCAACUCUGCAGAGGAAACUUACAAAUCCUGCAGCAUCAAAGCCGGACUCUGUCGAGCGCUCUUUGUCAGCCCCACAUGUCCAGCCCGUGCCGAGAAACAACCCAACACCACGAGGGUCAGAGGGUCAGCAGGAAGUGAUCAAAGAGCUGUCAGCUCUCCGUAAUUUUCUGAAGAAUGAGCAGAGACAGUUGGAGCAGCUGGACCUGGCCGGAAGACAACUCAGAAUAGACGCCUUCGAAGCUGCGAACAAGGAAUCUGUUCAUCCAUUAUCUAGAAGUCCUGCUUCUGCAAACGCUGAAAAACAAAACAAGCAAAUUCAAAAUGGAGACGUUUUGGAUUAUCAACCAAACCAUUAUUACUCUAGGAGGAAACCUGCAGCUUUCAUCCCCAAAAACGCCUCACUGCCGUUUGAGGCGGCUUUCACAGGUGAAGGGCAGAUUAACCUGCAGGAAGGACCCCAGCCCUCAGAGGAGCGAUGGGAAAUGACAGCAUCACAGAGAAAACAGGUGGUUGAAGAUUUCCUGGAUGAAAACAAGCAGAAUGAUCUGCUGGGCAACCGAAGAACCACAAACCGGAACAGGAGACGGGACUUAGGACGUGGUGAUCACAGCAGCAAAACAGGCUCUGCUCUGAGAAGACCUGUCUCUGUGGGAACUGUUGCGACAGAUCUUCGCCCGCGCCGCUCGGAACAUCAGAAAGAUCAAAAUAAAUAAACAACCUCUACACAUGUAGCAGGUUAGAAGCUCCUCCCUGCCUGACACGCCACCUUAUAGUCCCAUGAGCUGGUCUCCACUGGGUGUUCGCUCUGAGCGUGGCACAGAUGCAGUUUCACUAAUGAGAACAAAUAUUUUAMUUACUCGAUACUGAAUAAUACUUUUUUUGGGUGAGUUUCUCCAUCAAAAACACAUCUAAUUAAACAGGACCACUAAUGUAAGGUCCAAAUCUGUAAUCGCAUCAUUAACUUCUCUAUGGUUUGUUUUUUGUUAAGUGAUACUAAAAAAAAAUAAAGGUUCAUAUGUUUCAUUGUUGUCUUGGUUCACCAUGAAUGGAACAGAUAAAAUUCAUAACAGAUUCUUAAAUUCAAAUCAACCAAGUUCAAAAACUUUAUUGAUCUAGAACCUGAUUAGAAUGCCAGAUGAUGUUUUGUACAGAAAGUCGUACAUAAUCUUUUGAAAGAUAGAAAACUUUACAUUGCUGUAUCAUAUACAUUUUGUUUUCUACAUCCAUGAGCAGGAAUGCAUCCCAUUCAUACUUAAAGCACAGCUGACGUUUGUCAUUUUCUCUAUACAUGUAAGCUCCGCCCCCCCUCCCCGCAAAACAAAAAAACAAAAACAAAAUGAACAAAAA